UUUAAAUUCAAAUUAAUUUACCACAUAAAUAUGAACGAAGAAAAAAGACUUCCUAAGCUUCUUGGAAGAGAGCCUGAUAUAAUGCUUAAUGAAAACGAUAUCUCUGCUAAGAUCCAGGCAAAUUUUAACGAUGGCUUUAACACAACCCAGACUUUUUCUGAUGAUAAUAAAUAACUCAACUUCUUUUGUCAGACCGAGUAGAUAUGUUCAAUUAAACUCUGAAGAUGUCUAUGAGAUUUCUAAUACUGGUGCUAUUAAAGCAAUUAAGAGUAAUGAGUCUAUACUUUCUAAUAAUGGUACUUCCCAAUCAAAAAGACCUAAAUCAGGAAGGUUCAGGCAAAGGAGACCUUGGAGUAAUAGAUCUUACAAGAGAACAGACAGUGGCUCUGUUGGAUCAAGACCUGGUUCUUCUAAGAAUAACAAAGUUUCAGUUGUUAAAAGUCACUCUGUAAACUCAAGGAAAUUGGGUCAGAAUCCAUUGCAUAAGUCAUACUUAUCUAAAGUAGAUCAUAUUAUCCAGCAAACUCAUAUUUAUAAUAAUUCCAAUACUGGGAACAAGAGAAUAACCAGAAAAUAUAACAAGCUUCGGUCUCAUGAGAGUAUUGAUUCAAAUAUGGCAGCAGGAGAAUCUAAUUUAAACAAUUCCAUGAACCUUAGGAGGUCAAGCAAUAGAUCCAACUAUCACAGAAAUAGUAGUGGGAAUAGAGAAAAUAGUUUGAUAAGAAUAACUAAGAUGAAUUCAACAAAGUUCAUCAAUGGGAUAUCAACUACCCUCCUUACUAAUCUUUUUAAUGCCAAGUGUAAUGACCUCAAAAUUCAUCCCAAGGAUGGCCAACUGAGAAGAUUCCUAGAAUAUUGUCAGAAAGCAAUGAAAGACAGAAAAAUAACUUUUAGAGAGAUUGGCUUUGGUCCAAAUAGUGCUAAGGUCCUUGGAAAUAUUCUCCGAUACAACAGAUUCUCCCAUUUAGAUUUAAGAAAGAAUGUACUUGGGAACCAAGGACUUAGAGAACUUUCAAAAUCUCUUUUGAUGAACUCCUCUCUGAUUCAUUUAGACAUUGGAAGUAAUGAUAUAACAUUCGAAGGAGCUAAUUCGUUCUUUAAAAGUAUGAUAAAGCAUAAAACCUUGACAUCCAUUAGCAUUGCUAACUCGGAUGGUCUUCAUAGAAAUAGAAUUAGAGCUAAAGGAUGUAUUGGACUCAAUCAUUUGCUCAAAAAGAACAAGAUCAUUUCAAUGUUGAACCUCUCUGGUAACAAUAUUGGAAAAGAAGGAGUAAAGAUCUUUCUAAAAGAUCUCGAUCCGGUGGAUAUGAACCUAGUGUACCUGAAUUUGACUAAUAACGACCUUGGAUUUGAUUGUAUCAGAGACCUGAGACCCCUCUUUGAGUCACCGGCUCUUUCUGAGCUUAGGCUCUCUAACAAUAAACUUGACGAUUCUACUGCAGAGGCUAUAUCUUCAUACUUUUACAAGGAAAUAUGAAAGAUGAAGAAAAUUGAUUUGUCCUGAAAUAAUAUCACAAGUAAAGGUGCUUGAAUAUUAUUCAGAUCGCUGAAGCAAAAUAGGUUUUUAACUCAUCUCAACUUGAGGAACAACCAAUUUAUUGGAAAUGGAGAGCUUUUAGAGCUGGAGAAUUUCUUAAAUAACAACCAGUGACUUACACACCUAAACUUAGGAGAAUGAGGACUUGAUUCUAAGCAUAUUUACAUCAUGUGUGAGGGACUUCAUGCUAAAGAGAGCACUGAAUCUAGAAUCGGGAAUAAUACUCUUCAUAAUUUAAAUCUUACUAGAAAUAAAAUUGAUGAUGAAGGUGCAGAUCAUAUAGCUGAAAUACUCAAGCAUGACACAAAUACAGGUUUGAUGGUGAUUGACCUCUCAUCAAAUUUCAUCAGUGAUGAAGCAGCUGCAAAUCUAACCAGUGCUAUGGAGACCAACAAUCAUUUACUAAAGCUAAACCUAAAGAAUAACAAUUGCAUGGCAAAAUGGUGUAACAAUGAUAAUUCAAUGGCUGUUCAAAACCGUUUGCCAAAAAUCAGAGAAGAAAUGUCUGAAUUACUCUUAAAAGAGGAGGAACAGAUGAAGGCAGGAGAUAAGAACUUCAAUUUUGGCAAAGUCAUGACGACUAUGAAAGUAAAGAAGACCCAACUAGAGUCAGAUAUGACUAAGUACCAAGAUUGGAUCGAAAAGAUGAGGGAUAACGAUGAAGUCGAACUUGAUCAACUCAAGAGCAUGCUCAAAAAUCUUAAAGAAAAUUCUGAAGAUAUGGACUAUGAUCUUAUCAGACUGGCAAAAGCGAGAGAACGCAGGAAGAAGAAUCUUCGAUACCAAAUAGAAGAUGUUCAAGUUGACAUUUAUAAUGUUAAAAAAUCGGAAGGAGACAGAAGAAAAGAAUUACAAGAAGCUAAAAAUGAACUCCAGGAAUUCCAAGAUAUAGUAGAUGUGCAAGUCAAUAAAUUACAAAAAGAGCUAGAAGAGGCUGAACUUGAGAGAAAGAAGGCUCAAUUUGUUUAUGAAAAUUAUGAGAGGGAAGUCACAAGAUGGAGAAAAGAGGUUGAAGAUAAGAAAAAUCAAUCUCUACAAGCCAACUUUUUAUCAAUUCCGACCAGAAGUGCAAAAAGAAAGGGAUCAACAUCAAGAAGCCAUUCAAGAUCCCAUUCUCGAUCAAAAUCCAAAAAGAAAGAGAAAAUCCAACCCUUCCAACGAAUCACCAAAAGAUCUAUAAACUAUGUCAAAGAGAACGAUCCUGAUGCCUCCAACAUUCCCAAAGAUACGAGACUCGCAAAAUCAAAACCCUCUAAAAAGCUAAAAAAGAAUCCAAAAAGGGAGAACAGUUCAAAACAAAGACUGAACAUUCGAGUCAACAAAUCUCUCAAGAGGAAAAAGAUUCGCUAA
Moneuplotes crassus is the source of this 2887-nucleotide messenger RNA. Lineage: Eukaryota; Ciliophora; Spirotrichea; Euplotida; Euplotidae. The record is from the annotation of a GenBank genome assembly.